Messenger RNA from Didymodactylos carnosus, 2535 nucleotides. The record is from the annotation of a GenBank genome assembly. Lineage: Eukaryota; Metazoa; Rotifera; Eurotatoria; Philodinida; Philodinidae.
AACACACUAUACACGCACUAUAACGCGUUAAAAUUACAUUGAUCCGAAGUAUUAUUCUAACGAGUGUAAACGCAUCCAAGAAGCUAACUUGUUCAAUUUUUAACGAGUUUGAACGAUUUACGAUUAUUGAGGCGUUGUCACGCACUACUAAUAUAACUCGUUAGAAUCACUGAAUAUGAAACAUUUAACGCGGUUCUAACGCGUUAAGCCACUUACGUAACGCGUUAGGGUUAUAAAAUUUUUGUAAUUAACGAGUUUGAACGUCGUUUUCAUAUUUUUCUUGUAAAAGCGCGUUUGAGUGCGUUAGAAUUAAUUUCCAGUCCCAUAUAUGUUUGAAAAAUAACGCAUUUGCACGCAUUCAACAGUAUUUAGCUAGUGUGCACGCAUUAAAUUUUUCUUUUAUUUAACGCCUGCUAACGCGCUUUAGAAUAUCAAAAUUAUUUCAUGGGUAAAUAAUAUUGAUGAUAUUGUUUUUUAAUUUAAAAACUUGAUUUUUCAAUCAACUCAUUUAAAAAAAAGUGAUUUUUUAUUAAUCGCAUAUUUCGUUACAUUUCUACUUGUUUUCAUGGUUGUCUUUACCAUAACUGCCAGGAUUUCUGAUGAUGUUGUUUCUUCAUCCUUUCGAUUGAUCUUGUAUAAUCAUUCAACCAUAUCGCUAUUAAAAAAGAGAGAGAGAGAAAGAGAACAAGCGAGAUAUAUGAUUGGUCACAUCUUUUUUGUUUUUUGUUGGGGAGAAAUAUUGCGUUAUAGAAAAUCAAUUGAUUAUUGUGCAAAUAUACUUCAAACUGUUUAAAUUACGGUAUUGAAUUUUUAAAAAAAAACAAUUACUGGACACAAGUGGGUGGAACCGAAUGAUUCCUAGCUGCUGUCAAACAACUGGGAGCGGAUUAUCGCGAACUGGAUGUGGGAGGUAGUAAUGGUUAUAUAAAAUCAGAUGGCAUAUGGGGUCGACUGGCAGAACGAACACAAAUUCCAAAGAAGGAUACUUAUGAAACUCGAAAGUGGCUCUAUGCAACAUGGCAAGGAAAUCGGCGGAAGGUCCGCACAACAUUCUUCAAUACACAAGUUAAUGAUCUACUAGAAAAUUUAAGUCGAACAUCUGAUAAGGAUGAACAAGACAAUCAUUUACAUGUAGAGACGAUGCCUAACAAUGCUUCUUUAUUAACAAUUCCUUCAACUGUACCAAAAGCCAUGCGAUCAAAAGAUAUUUUAGCUCCUCGUUAUGUACAUCACUUUGCAAUGAAUUAUGAUGGAAGAGGCCAUUGUAAAGGUGAAAAAUGUCCUGUGGAAGGUUACGAUAGAAGUGAUAAAAAUCACCCUUCAAAGGAGGAGACCAUGGCUCGUCAAUUAACUGGCGACGUUCGAGAAGCGAUGGUGAAACAAGUUCAAAAAAUAGGAGCGCUAGGCGUUUAUGAACGUAAUUUACGAUAUGCUAAUGAAGAUCCUCUGAAAGAAAGCAAUUUUACUGAAGUACCGUCAAUAGAUGUGCUGACGACAGCUAAGCAACAGUAUAAUAAGAAGUAUCGUCUCUAUGAAGAUUAUUUUAAAGAAUUGCGCAUGUUUGGAUUUUUUACUCGAUGUACUGAUGACGAAUCUGAAGAUAUUAAAGGUUAUAUACAAACAAAUGAUGAAUGGCCGUUUUCUGUUCAUUUCUUUACUGAAGUACAACUUGAUCGAUUUGUUAAAUAUUGCAAGACCGAAAAAUAUUCAACGUUACAUAUUGAUGCUACUGGUUCCGUUGUACGACAACUAAAACAUCAAAAGGACGUCUUCUUUUAUUGUAUGGUGUUUCAAGAUAAAAAUUCUCCAAUCAUGCCGCAUAGUGGAGCACUAUUACGUGAUUAUACAGCCGCCUCGAUUACUUCUUAUUUUAAUUUUUUUCGCGGUAAAAUAGCAAUACGCAGCAAAGUUGCUCGCCCAGCUUUCGUUGUUAUUGACUUUUCUGCCGCAUUAAUUAACAGCGUAUUAGCUUCAAAAUCUGAUUCGUCUGAAUUCGAUAUUGAACCAUAUUUGCAAGAAAGCGAUGUUAAAGAUGAUAAGUCAAUGAAACAAGAUUUUCUCGAUGAAACAGAUAUAACAACGAAUCCCAUUAUUCAUCAAUCACCAUUCAAUGUCAAAGCAUGUGCUAACAUUCCAAAUCUCCGUCAAAUCAUUCAACAAGAAGAACUUCACAAAGAACCAAGUGAUAAAUUUGGUAUUGCUCAAUCUUCAUGUGAUAGAGAAAAGCCACGAGUCAAAUUAGAUGAUUUAAAUGUAAAAGAUGAAUGGCAACGUCGUGCUCGAUCAAAUACAACAAAUGGUAAAAGUAGAUUCUACUUUAACGAUAAACUUAGUCAAACAAAUGCAUGCAAAUUAUCUAAAGGAAAAAUGAAUAAACAGAUAAUUGCAUUCGAUGACAGUUCAAUCCCAACAAAAAAAGAACAUUCUCCUACAAAUAUGCCAGUCAAUGUCGACGGACCGCUAUCAGAUUCAUCACAUAAUUCAAUUAAUGAUCACUCACUUGAAUUUUCCAUCGUAUCGUCCAAUGCACUUUAG